Molecule: messenger RNA, 1915 nt
Organism: Micromonas pusilla CCMP1545
Lineage: Eukaryota; Viridiplantae; Chlorophyta; Mamiellophyceae; Mamiellales; Mamiellaceae
Exons: 2
Coding region: 1-1539 (512 amino acids)
Biological process (GO): inositol phosphate biosynthetic process
Cellular component (GO): nucleus
Molecular function (GO): ATP binding; inositol-1,3,4,5,6-pentakisphosphate 2-kinase activity
Source: RefSeq, a predicted model, not a curated record
AUGUCAACCGAUGGAGAGAGAGUUGAUAAUCAUACCUCAUAUUUUUCCCUUACGAAACCACUCGUUGCAAGUGAGUGGCAAUUUUUAGCUGAAGGUUCAGCUCACGUGGUGCUUCGAUAUUGUGGAAGGAAUCCAAAACUCGCGUUCAAAAUUUUAAGACUGCGCAAGGUCGAUAAUUUGCAUCUUGCGUGUCACAAGGAUAACAUAGUCGAGCGGCUUCAGGUUACUGACAAGCUUCUCUGGAGUUGUCAUAGUCGCUUGAGCUCGACGAAAGUGACCUCCGCAGAGUUUUCCGAGGAAUAUGUGGACUCAAUACUACGCCCACUGGUCGGAGAUAACUUGACUUAUCCCAGCGAUUCGAUAAACAUAGAUGUUGACUUUCUUUCUGCGACUGCUGUUGCCAUAGCACCCAUGCGAGACCUGUGUCGUGUUCGGAAUUCGGAAAUUGAUUUCCAAGCGAAAUUUGCAGUCCUUCACCAGAAUCACAACCUUUUUCCUGGAUCUUCAGCAUUGCGUGCCGCGUGCCGUCCUACCUUUUCAGUGGAACUGAAACCUAAAUCGUGCCUUGCGAACACCGCCGAUUGCUUCGGUAACUUGCGCUUCCAGCUGCACCAAGCAAUCAAGGUAUCAACAGGCAGGGAACGGCGAUUUAGCAGGUAUGAUCCUGCUGGGCUAUUUUUCGGUACUACUUCCGGUGAGCGCCCACGCGAAAGUCGCUUCAUGUGGCAGGGUGUAGUCGCAUGUCGAAUUAGACUAAGGCGUACACUUCUAUCGCUCGUUGCUGAUCCACAGAAUAAUUUCUGUGUACGGAGAGACGAUAACAAAAAAUAUUUGCCACUUGAAACAUACCCACCACCUGAUACUUGUGAAAGCAAAAGUGAAAGUGCUCGCAAUUAUUUUGUAAAAGUAGGUUCCGUGCUCCAGCUUAGCAGUCUUGCACAGUUACUGCGUCUUGAUUUCUGCCCAUUGGUUUUGGGCGUCGAGAGGUUCUCAAAAGAGGCAGCAACAAUAGAUUGUUUCCUGAAUGUUCUCAUAACUGCACUUGAACAUUCUGAAGUUCUUUCAAGAGUGAUGGCACUUCAGCGCAUGGACAGAAUAGGCAUUCAAUUGGCUAACGUUCUCGCAGCAAAAUUGAUACGACAUCUUUUGACAGGAAACGAAAGAUCUCCUGGAGAGCUGAAGGCCAAGAAUGUAUUUGACAGAAAGAGUGGAACUGUGAGUUCACAACAGUUGCUGCGCGAUCUCAUAGUUUCCCGUACUGCUACAGAUUGCUCCGUGAUAAUUGCUCUGCAACCGCAGCAGUAUUCUGGUCUUCCUUUCUUGAGUCAAGGGGAGAUGCUACUCAAUAUUCGUGGUCCUCGCAAGCAAGCUGAAUCUCGUGAGAAAGUUAUCCGAGACUGUCAUAUCUACAGGUGCCACACAGCAGUCGUUGAUCUUGACAUGAAAUCGAUAUUCAAGCUUCAAGAGUGGCUGGUUCAAGACACUGAGAUCAGGGCCAACUACAACGUGAGGGCAAGGUCUAGUGCUUCUCGAUAUUGACAAUUAAUUGUUCCAAGCGUCAUUGAGCGUGAAGCCAAUUUUGUAAUGAAAUUUUACCACUACACAAAAGCAUAUAAACAGGUCGGUAUGAACCUUUGCCGCUAAAAAGCAAGCAUACGCGGACAAUCUCUCUUGCAUAGCAUCCUGGUCGAUCUCUCUCGCUUGCAUGUUCCGCUGAAGUGUGAUAUGUCUCAGGACAUCCCUAACGACGGCAUAUUAUUGUUGCCAAGGGCACCACUAUGCCGUCCUGCUCUCAGUUCAUUUCGUACGCGCCGUCGCUGCGCGGAUCGAUUUGAAACUUCGUCACGAUGAUGUCCAUUACAAAGCUGAUGCGCUCACAAAGUUUCGCGAGUUUUGGAGGCCUGGAAGACGGUUU